GAUUGUGUACGCACGCAGACCCCACAGCCGAAGCUACAGAAAUGGCGGCGGACGGCGGCGGCUCUUCGCUGCACUUACCAUGUGUUUUUUCACCCAAAUCACGACAGUACUUAGCUCUGUGCGCCCAGGACGGCAGACUCCGCAUCUGGAACACGGACAGUAAAACGCUCCAGCAGGAGUACGUGCCUUCAGCCCACCUGAGCGCCACCUGUACGUGCAUCUGCUGGGGACCAUGCCGGAGUGUGAAGGAAGGGCCCCAAAGGAAGAAGAGGAAAUCGGAGGCGGUGCAUGUGGAGGAGAAGGCUGACCUGUUGGCGAUGGGCACGGCGGCCGGCAGUGUGCUGAUCUACAGUACAGCCAAGGGAGCCCUGCACUGCACCCUCGAUGGAGGUCACAGUGGAGGAGUGAAUUGUGUCCACUGGCAUCCUGAAGACAGUUUAUUAUACAGUGGCUCAGAUGACACAUACAUUGUAGAGUGGGACCUGCAGACGGGCAAGACACGGAGUAAGUGGAAGGCAGACCGCGCAGCAGUGACCAGUUUGUGUGUGAGUCCUGAUGGAAAGCUGCUGCUUUCAGCUGGAAACACGAUCAAGAUGUGGGACUUGGACACCAAGGAGGUUUAUAGAAAAUUCACAGGUCACUCAACAGCUGUGACAACCCUGCGAUUUGCCACCACGAGACCACCGGACAGCAACGGCCUGUACUUCCUCUCCGGGGCGUCACACGACCGACUGCUCAGCGUGUGGCAAGUACGAGAAGAUGGGAAGGACAAGAACUCUGUGGUGUCGUUCACGCUGACGGAUGAACCGCAGCACAUCGACGUUGUUGCAUCAAACGGCAAGGAAGAGGCAGUGAGGCUGGCGGUGGUGUGCAAGGACAGCCAGCUGCAUCUGUUCGAGCACUUCUUAAAUGGGCCUUGUAAGAAGCCCUUGUCACCAUCAUGUUCGGUGCAGCUGUCAGACACGAAGGAAUCCCCGAUGCCGAUCCCGCUGCUGGCGGCUACACUGGGAGUCGAGGCUCAGUCGGUGCUGCUGGCGUACGGCAGCCACCUCCACCCCGUCAUCGAGAGAGCCGAGAUCAACACGGCAGAGAGACAUGUUUGCUUAACUCGAGAUGUUCAGACCAGCAUGGCCCUAACCAUGGAGAGCACCGUCUCCAAGGUGAAAACUCCGGUUGUCAAUGCCAAGAGCAAAGUAUUGGUCCCUGGACUUCCAGGUCACCAAGCUCCGGCCAAGGGUCGACCCCCGCAGGGAUCAGAGAAGAGGAAAAAAGACACAGGCGCCAAAGAGAUGUCAAUCGCUGAGCGACUCGGUGAAAUAGAUUUGUCUGCGAUCUCGGGGGAGGGAGGAACCAAAGUGGCAGCUUCAUUACAGACGGACAACUUCGUAGUUCUUCUGGUUCAGGGGCUGGAGAGCAAAGACAACAGCAUCCUAAAUAAAGUUUUACAGACUCGUAAGGAGUUUAUAAUAAAGAAGACGGUUGCUCGGUUACCCCUCCCUGCUGUUCUACCUUUGGUGGAAGAGCUAACAAAGAGGCUUCAAGGACAUCCUGCAUCGGCUUUUCUGAUGGUACGAUGGCUGAAGGCCGUCCUCAUGCACCACACGUCAUACCUGGCAUCGCUGCCAGACUUGGUCAGCCAGUUGGGAGUCCUGUAUCACAUGAUCGAGAGCAGAGUCAAGAUGUUCCACAAGCUGACUAAACUGCACGGAAAGCUGUAUCUCUUAACGACGCAGGUGGCAGCAAGCGACAGCAGCAACACGGUUUCAGAUGUCGACCACACAGCCAAGCUGGUGUAUGAAGAGGAAUCAUCUGACGAAGAUGAGGCGUCUGAUGAUGAAGCUCUUCCCGACGACGGCUCAGAUAACUGGGAAGAGGAGGAGAUGAUGGAGGAGACGGGGGAGAAAGCGGACGACGAUGACGACGAUGAGGAUCCCGACAGUAGAAGAGAACCCAAAGCAAACGGAGAGGAGGACAUGGAACACGAGAACGAAAGUGAAGAAGAAUGAAAACAAAGAAAAAAAUCAGUUACUCAUAAAAAGGACCUGAAAGAGUUAUAUAUACUGUCAUUUUAUUUUCAUGCUUUUGAUUUUAUCAUAAAGGUUUUACAGAAUCAAGAGACUUAAAGGCGGCCGGAAGGAGCCGCCUCGUCUUGCCACAACUCCACCCGGUCUGACGCCGAGCGGGCCGACGCUCCGGCUCUGCCCUCCGCCAGUCUGCGUCCCAGUUCCACAAUCCCGACGAGUUUGCUUUGGAAAUGACAGCAAAGCUCACGUAGUGAUAUUUAGUUUGCCCACACUUGACUUCUGCAUUCCAAAUUUUAUAUAAUGUUAACAAAAAAUAGUACUAGAGCAUAUUGUUCGUCCAGCUUAGCAGUAGGCAUUACACCACUCUGUGAUUGGUUUGUUUUAAUUCAACUCUGGGCCAUCUGGAUCACUGGAGCGCGCAGUGCAAACGCUGCCGGAGUGGAGCUGGGACGCAGAUACUCCCCCCCCGUCCCUCAGCUGUUUGUUGUACAGAAUACCGGAGGUGGAGCCGAGGCUGAGGCCGUACCUUACAUCAGGUUCCGACUAUGUAAAUCUGUAUGUACAGUGAAGUGUUUGUAUGAGCUCUUCCCUCUACAACCAACCCCCCCAGACCUUCUUGGGAUUAAAUGAAUUCCUGUAAAGUCCUGAAUGUUUGGUUUUUGUUUUUUUUUCUUUUACGUUCUCAGAUUUGUAGCACGUCUUGUUUUAACCGUUCCUUUAAAUGCUUGGAGUUUUUUCCUGCCUUUACUUAUGUUUGCUGCCUUUAACCCUGUGUUCACAGGAGCAACCGAGGAGAAGAAACUGUGAACUUUUGCUCUAAUAGGUGAAUAAAUGGGCUUCCAAAAUAA
Molecule: messenger RNA, 2872 nt
Organism: Cololabis saira (Pacific saury)
Lineage: Eukaryota; Metazoa; Chordata; Actinopteri; Beloniformes; Belonidae
Gene: wdr43
Product: WD repeat domain 43
Exons: 18
Coding region: 42-2006 (654 amino acids)
Biological process (GO): maturation of SSU-rRNA from tricistronic rRNA transcript (SSU-rRNA, 5.8S rRNA, LSU-rRNA)
Cellular component (GO): nucleolus
Molecular function (GO): protein binding
Source: RefSeq, a predicted model, not a curated record